This is a messenger RNA of Triticum dicoccoides, 4635 nucleotides long. RefSeq lists its product as uncharacterized. The transcript has 6 exons. The coding region runs from base 3413 to 4450 and encodes 345 amino acids. Lineage: Eukaryota; Viridiplantae; Streptophyta; Magnoliopsida; Poales; Poaceae. The record is from RefSeq and is a predicted model, not a curated record.
UUCGGAGACCAUCAGCACGCGCAGGCACUUCAUCCUUGUAAGAAGUUUUUGAAGGGUCUUGGUCUGAAUCAAGUCCAACUUCUUUGAGCCAGAGGAUAUCUGACCGACUACCACAAGACUGCGCAGAUUAGUAAUUUGACGCAGUCUUCUAGAGGCCCUUGCCAGAUCAUUGAUAUCAAGGUAAACAUGGCCGGCCCUCUCUGGGAUAUCUAUUGGUCCAUCAUCAAAUUCGCUUCUUUUUUCGAUCCGGAAGUACUCACCAGAAGAUAAGAAUUCAGCAAGUUCAUCCAAUGGUUCAGGUAUGAUGUAUGUUCCUGGUGCCUCAUUAUUUUCCUUGAAGAAGGAUCUCUUCAGCAACUGAGUAAAAAUACUUUUCCCUAUAUCUUUCAUUCUUUGCACUCCAGCUCCAGGGCCAUCAAGAUAUCCAAGAGCCAUCCAUACACGGAUAACUUCUUCUUUUUGAAAGGCAUACCCUUUUGGGAAGAGAGAACAAGAAACAAAACAUUCCUUGAGGUCUCUUGGCAGCUGUUCAUGGCUUAAUCUCAGUGUGGCCAUGAUGCCACACUUCUCUGCUCCCAUUUGACACAUUUUCCUUUUCGAAAUACCCCUCCAGUGGGUCUCCUUGAAGUCUGACCGUAACGCCUGACAAAAUGUCUCCGCUGCCUGUGGCAAGCCAUUUAGCCUUUUGGCUAUGUUUUUGCCUAUGGAUAAGAGUUCUGGAUAAUCUUCCGGGUCUUUGUUAUGAAAUGCAAGUUCUUUGAACAGUGGCCAAUAAUGUUUGAACUCUAAGCCGUGAACAUGAAUUAGCCCUUCUGUACUCAUUCCUUCUCCUAUGCUCGGGUCUCGAGUAGUGACUAUGACUUUGCUUCCUUCACGUGCUUGGCUAAAUGGCAUAUUGAACGCAUCCAGUAUGUUUCUUGACAAAUCCCAAUCCCAUAUGUCAUCCAGGACUAUGAGAAAUCUCUUAUCUUUCAAAACAUCUGCCAGCAUACUCUUGAUAGUGCCCUUGUCGGGCGCAGGAUGGCGAUAAAGCAGUAAUUUUUUAGAAGCAGCAUUGGUUGCAUCAAUCAACACCCUUGUGAUGCUGGCUCUAUGUGAUACACAGAUCCAGGCCUUCACCCCAAAACAGUCUGUUCUGUUAUCAUUGUAAGCUUCCCGGACGAGAGCUGUCUUCCCAACACCACCCAUUCCGACAACAGAAAUAUGUGAGAUUUUCUCCUUACAUUGUUCAAGCUCAAGUAAUAAGGUCAUGAGAUCAUUUGCUUCUUUCUGCCGACCAACCAGCUUUGGUUGUGUGUCGGAUGCAGUGGUCUCCCGCCAGUCAGGAGCUUGAUCAGGCACCAAUCCUUGUGUAGCAUCUUGCCCACGCAAGAACCACAAGCUUCUCAUCUCCGCAGAAACGUUGUCAAGCUUUUUAAUGACUUUCGUCAAAUUAUCAGCGUCAUUUUUGUCUUGGGAAAUGGAAUCAGAAGCAUCUUUUCUAGGAGAAAAUAUAUGCUUGUGUUCAGUCGUUACCUGGUGCUUCAACAUUGCAUACUUGAUGGAAUCAAGAACAUCUUCUGCUGUGAAAACCGCAUCUCUGAGUCUCUGGAUCCACGAUUGCAAUUUGGAAUCAUCAACUUCCCUUUCCCUGGCCCGGCUGAUUGCUUCUGAAAUCUGCUCAAGGCGCCACUUGAGCUUUUCGGUGUUGGUCACGAAAUUCUUCUGGUCCUUGUACCGGUCCUUUGCAUACUGUAUCACAGGGUCGGCGAGCUUGGAAAGGCAGACAGACACGAACCAUCCAGCCACAGCGAGCUUGACCAUCACCAUGGCAGAUCAAAAUUUCUGGAUCUCAGGGGGUCCAGGAAGAGGAUGAUUAAACCUUCCAGGACUCCACAGCUCAGUUGGCAGCUUAUGUUGAUUGAUCAAUGGUGUAUGCUUAACUGGCUAUGUGUUUAUCUCAAUUCUUUAAUGCGGCUCGAUGCCUCGACUGUCUGUUCCUAUUCUAUUAUCAUUAUACUUUGAACAUAAGAUCUGAUCCAGGGCCGGUGGGUCUGAGCUGAUGAUCAGCUGGUCAAUCAAGUUAGUUAGGAGGGCAAAAGAAUAACACAGGAAUUCAGUGCCAUCUUAUCUGAACCUUCUUCCCCCAUGUGUAGAAGAUACAAUGUCCGACGGACUCACAUGCAUCUGUGCUGCCGUUCAUAUUGGGUUAACCAUGAUCCUUGAUGUGCCUGCUGCAGUGUGCUGGUAGUCAACUGGGUGGUUCAGAUAUCCUAAACUAUAGGAUACAUUAAUAAGCAGUGAGCCUUUCACAUGCUGUUGGUUUGGCUUGAGUUUGAGGAUGAACUGGUAUUUCAUAUAUGUAUAUAUAGAUCUUUUCUUUUUUUGAGAAUCUUCAUAUAUAGAUCCGGUGAAGUCAGUUGCUUGUAGCUGUCCUAUGUGGGCUGAAAGGUUAAUGGCCCUUCCAGUUAGUUCAACAGUCUCUGUUCAGAAGCAGCAACUAUUGUCAUGAGAAAUUAAGCGAAGGAUCAGCGCUUGUUUUGUGUCAUCACAAAAUCAAUGUGGUUUGGUGGCGCACGAGGCAUAUAUUUUUGUUGGGGACAAGUACAGAUUAUCGGUUCAUGGAGCAUUUUACACCGUUCUGAAUGACGAUGAGGUUGUUAGAGCGGCGACUUUAGAGUUCAGAUCAUCUUACCUCUAGUAUUUUAUUUUACAAAAUUAAUGUAUGCUAUGUUAGUGGCAGGCUGAGUCUGAAUCAUUGGCUUGUACUAACAGUUACUCCCUCCGUCUCACAAUAUAACAAUAUAAGGUCAUUUUUCAAGCUAUUUGAUAGCUUCAAAAAUGAUCUUAUAUUGUGGGACGGAGGGAGAAAUAGAUUUGUGACAAAGACAAUUAUGCCAAAGAACAUGGUGACAGGGCGCCAUGCUGGGUUAUUAUGUGAUCUUUUUUAGGGGAAGAAAGGAUUAUUAUGUGAUUUUUUUAGGGGAAGAAAGGAUUAUUAUGUGAUGAUGUGGCAGCACCUUGGUUUUUCUUUUUCUUUCUUUUGAGCAAAAUGUGGCGGCACCUUGGUGUCUGACGCGACGGUACUUUUGGGCCAGGAAUAUUUAUUUACGGUAUAGUUAUGCAACCCAUUAGAGGCCCAUCCUUAAUAAAAUGGGCCACGCCAUUUAGGUCCCAAGUCGCCGGUUUCCUUCUUCUCAAAAAUAGACUCCACCACCCAAAUCAGUACCUGACCCUCCUCACCGAUACUGCAGAUUAAUCUGGGUUUGCCGCCGGGCGCCACAACUUUGUGUUGGCGCUCCAAAUUGGUUCCUUGGACUGAAACGAGAUCGAGCCCCGCCGCACCUGCACCUGCACCGUCUACCACAUUGACUGCGGCGUCGCCGAUCGAGACGCGGCUGUUCGUCCUUGUCGUUCCAGACAGCACAGCGAGAUGGAGAAGGAAAUCCUGGAUCCAAGUUUUCAUACAGUCCAAACAUUCAUGUAUGGUCAUGCCGAGGUCCGGGAUAUCCCCUCGGAAUAUCGUUGGCAAGAAGACAAGGAGGAGAUGAAGGCGGAUGAAUACCAUGGAUUAAGUUACAAUAGAGUGUUGGCCAAAUUCUUAUCAGCCAAGGAACAAAAUUACAUGGCAUCUACUUCGGCUACGAUUGUUGGGGAGACAAUGGAUUUGGUGAAGCCACUGUGCACCAAGGAUGAUGUUUUUCGCGUUCGUUUGGAGAUGCACCGUGCAAAGGAGUCUUACACUAAAGAAGAGACCCUCUUCAAGAGCGAGGCCAGGCAGGACGAGCUUCUUAAUGACCCCAAUCUCACCAAAUCAUACUGCUACAAUGCCAUGAGCAAUGAUGGCCUCUCUGCGACUUCCUAUGCACACUUCUUCCACAAGGAUCCCUCUCCACGCAUCGACUACUUUAAACCUACCACCUUAGAAGGUGAUAUUGAGUACAUAAUUUUUUUGGACAAACUGGUGGAGUUAACAAGAUAUAGAGAAACCAGAGAUAUGGUGUUCGCUAGGGCUAUUGCCCUUGCAAGGAGUGGUUUCAGAAAAAUGCUCCUUUUCCAAAUUAAGAUAGCCGUCGAUCAGUGUUUAGAACUGAUGCUCCGUGGAGAGAAGAUGUGGCAGAGAAAACAGCUGUAUUAUCACAUAGUGCAGGAAACUGUUUUGAAAAACAAGAAGCGUGAAGAUGUUAUCCAGGAGGGACAAGUUCAGCUUUUCUAUGAUCUUAUCGAGUUCGCCCGCCUAGAUGUGGAUGACUAUAAAGAUAUGGUAGAAGAAACGCUUGACCAUCUCGUUGAGGUAUCUCAUGACAAGUUGCCUUCGAAGGAAAGCGUUAAGAAUGGUGCUUACAAAAAGAUGAUCUGUGAGGAGCUCAAUAAGCUGUUCCCAAGACGUACUCGGCUUUAUAUGCAUUUUCUCAAGAUGAAGAUAGAGGCCGCCUUGUAUCUGGCUCGGACGACGUCCCUUGAGUGCUAGUCCGGUGUGUGUGGUCUUCGCUGGUUUCCCUUAAUUAACCGAUGCAUGUAUGGUUUUUGGGUCCAGUUUCCCUUAUUAACCGGACCAACUCUCUUCUUCUAUAUGCAAAUGCGGGAGCUCCCCGCCCUCUGAUGAGGUUUCGUCAAAAAAGAUAGAGGCCGCCGAAAAACAUGGCGUGAUAAGCA